Maudiozyma barnettii is the source of this 645-nucleotide messenger RNA. RefSeq names its product mediator complex subunit MED7 (gene MED7). Gene Ontology annotation, biological process: regulation of transcription by RNA polymerase II. The transcript has a single exon. Lineage: Eukaryota; Fungi; Ascomycota; Saccharomycetes; Saccharomycetales; Saccharomycetaceae. Bases 1 to 645 code for a protein of 214 amino acids. The record is from RefSeq and is a predicted model, not a curated record. Gene Ontology annotation, molecular function: transcription coregulator activity. Gene Ontology annotation, cellular component: mediator complex; core mediator complex.
AUGUCUCGUGUAGAAAGUAAUGAUAUCAGUUCGCUAUAUCCACCACCUCCACCGUAUAUGAAGUUCUUUACUAAUGAGAACUUGGAGAAGUUGGCUCAAAAUAAACAAGAAAAGGGGUCAGAGGAAACUAAGGAACCUUCUGAAGAGGUAGGUAGAACAAUUGAAGAAACCAUAACUAGCGAAUUGGACUUUUUGUCGCCACCACCAAUGCCAUCUACCCAUCAAUACAGAGCAUUUGGUAGUGUUUGGCAAGUGAAGGAUGAAUUACCUGAUUUGGAGACUCUGGGAAUAACACGUCUAUACAAAAAAUCAGAUAGCGAUACUAAUGGAGAUGUUCCAACAAGUUACCAGUAUAAGACUCAGGAAUUACGUAAACUAUUGAAAUCACUGCUAUUAAAUUAUUUAGAAUUGGUAGGUGUUUUAAGUAUAAAUCCGGAAUUAUAUGAACCAAAGAUGGAAAAUAUUCGUACAAUCCUGACUAAUAUUCAUCACCUCUUGAACGAAUAUAGACCACAUCAAUCUCGUGAAUCUUUAAUCAUGUUGCUAGAAGAACAAUUGGAACAUAAAAAAUCCGAGAUCCAACAUAUUCAUGAAGUUUGUCGCCAAGUGCAAAAGCAUCUAGACUCUAUCCAACAAAGCAUAUAA